AGAGCACGAUGGGACGGGAAGCGCAGCGCUGGAGGACCACAGAGAAGAAGAUGGCUGCGACGGGGCUCGACUGGCCAGCGCUGUACCUCCUGCUCGAGGACGGCUAGAGAGGGGAUAGGGGGCAAAUAUGGGGUCGCAGACCCUCCAGAUCCUGCGGCAGGGUGUGUGGGCGUCGGUGACGGGAGGAUGGUACUACGACCCCCACCAGAACACCUUCGUGAACGCACUUCACCUUUACCUGUGGCUGCUGCUGCUCUGCUUCCCGUUCACGCUCUACAUGGCCUUGCCCCCCACGAUGGUGAUUGUGGGUAUCUACUGCGGGGUGAUAGCAGGUAUGUUUGCGCUGCUGAAGGCAGUGAAUUAUCGCCUGCACACUGCGCUGGAUGAGGGGGAGGUGGUGGAGCUGCGGGCCAAAGGGAGCGAGGGACGGGGCCAGGGGGCAGAGCGCCAACGUGAAGGUACCGGCACCCGGCAGGAAGACUCAAACGGGCCUGGGGAUCCAGGGGGUGGAAUAGAGAUGUCUGAUUUUGCACGGGAGGAGACGCCACCGGUCGACUGCAGUUCACGGAACUCUUACGUAGGAAUGGACUCUAACCAUCAGAUAACAUCCCAUGGAGGCUCAGUCACAACCAAACGGGCAGGUGUUGGAAAGGCUCCUGAUGACAUCAGUUUGAGUUUGGCUCAGAGUUGCAGUCAAGACCAAGAUUUGAUGUCAGACCCAAAGAUGUUCUGCCUCGUCUCCAAUGACUCUUUUGCCUCCAUGCAGCCAUCAACCUCAUUGGCUCAGGACCUUUAUGGCUCCACCCCUCACCCUUUUAGUCAGUCCCUAUCCUCUUGUGACACCGAAAUUCCUGCCCAUCUUUCCACCCACUCACAGUCUUUCCGGAAAGAGUCAUCUCGACCUCGGAGAUUGCCUCGCACAUCAAGUUCUGCGGGAUCUGCUUUUCCAGAUCCUUCUCUGCCCGAGUUCAGCCUGAACCCUCCACCCCGUCGGGGAGGACUGGAUCCUGUCUGUGAAAUGGAGAACUCCAGGUCACAGAGGGCGACAGAGAGCUCCGAGCAGCCGGACUCUGGGACUCCCAGCACUUCAGGAACAGAGUGUCACAGAUAUCAUCCGAAGGAACGCCGCAGGAUAUCACGGUCUGUUUCCCGAGAGACAGGGGAAGGAGAGUGUGCAGGGGAAGGGGGAUCUGGGUUGUACCAGUCGGAGGGUGUACAGGGGGGUCGGGAAAGAAAAGGUGGGCGGAGUGCCGAAAGUUUGCGGAGUUUAAGUACACGCAGUAGCGGCUCCACUGAGAGCUACUGCAGUGGGACGGACCGGGAUACCAAUAGUACUUUGAGUAGCCUGCACAGCGAGCAGACAAGCUCCACGCACGUAGAGAGCCUGCUGUCGCUGUCUGGGGACGAGAAGGUAAAUGCGGGACAUGCCGACCCACGUAACUCUAAUGUAGCCUCGGGGGAGGCUAAUAAAAACCCCCAUGCCAACGAACUUGCUACCAAAUUGCCCAUUGGCGAUGCUCCCAAACCUGCAAACUCAGAGGGCCAACAGGGGGAGGGAACUGUGGAGGCGGCAUCAAGGACUAGCGUAGAUGUCUCUGCUGGUAUGUCCCACCAGCACCAGGAGGCAGAACUAGACGAAAUGCGUCCCAAAACAGCCAAUCUCAUUCACCGGGCUGCCUCCUCAUCCGCCGCCAGCCGUAGUGGCCGGCGACGAAACGGUAAGCAGCGAGCAAGCAGUUUUGACGCCAGCAGACACCGGGAAUACAUUUGCGGACGUGGCAUGGCAAAGCCUCGCUCUGCGGUCUUCAUGAAAGGAGAGGAAGACUCUAGUGAUCAGAGCGAACUUAGUUGUGCCUCCAGCCUACACUCCACCCACCAGCUCAGCACAGACUCCUCAUCCAGCACACCCCACUCCUGCCCCUCUCCUGAGGAUCGCCGUGGCCCCUCUCUACGGGCCAAAAUGAACGGUGUGCAAACCCACGGUCAGAAGGACAAGGAAAAGGAACGGGAGAAAGACAAGGAGAAGGGCAAGCGCAAAGCUUCGCGACGCACUCCAAGUACAGGCAGCGCCAAAACUCAUGCCCGGGUCUUGAGCCUGGACAGCAGCACUACUGCUUGCCUUAAUGACCCCCACCAUUUGGGGGCACCAGCAAGUUCCAGACCCCUUACCACCUCCAAGUCGGACCUGGAGGCAAAAGAGGGGGAGGUGUUGGAUGCGGCAUCCCUGCUGGGAAGAGCCUCUCAGCUUGAGUCAGUGACCCGGUCGAGAAACAGUCUGCCCUGCCCCAUUUCUCUUAGUCACACACAAGACGCAACCACAGGAUCUCGAGCCCCAGGGAACGAUGACACAGUCACAUUUCGCAGAGAGCGUAGUACGUUUCGUCGACAAGCGGUGCGUAGACGGCACAACGCAGGAAGUAACUCCACACCCCCAGCCUCCAUCAUCGGAUCCCCACUCAGUCUGCAGGAAGCUCUGAGUCAGGUAUCUCAAGCUUCAGGGUCACAGGUCAGAGGUCAGCCAUCCCGCACGCUGUCUCAGGUGACGGUAUUGAGCACUAGCGCCUCCCUGCUGGUCAGGAAUGGAAGUGCGCAGCUGGAGGGCUGUCUGGAUAAGGCGUCUACUGUGGGCGUGGCCAGCCUGCAGGAUGACUUUGGGAAGCUGACCCCACCUCUCUAUGAGGUCGGAGGAUGUGACAUGUCCCUGGUGAACUUUGAACCUGCAACCAGACGAGCUUCCAACAACCUCUGGGAAACAGACUCCCACCUCUCCAGUUCUACCUCAGUUCGUUUUUACCCUCAUGACCUGUUCUCCUUUCCUCAGAUGCGUCUGAAUCGUUUGCUGUCCAUGGACCCAGAGUUGUUGGAACAGCACGAUGUGGACGGGAGUCCUGACCUUCAGGAGGCGCCGCACCGCUCGCAGGACUCCACACAUAAUCACACACACUCAAACAGGCACCCACACAAAACCAAGCAGUACUACCGCCUGUGGCUGCUGCCGUACCUGUGGGUCGGGCUGCACUUUGACAGACUCACACUACUUGCCCUCUUCGACAGGAACCGGGAGGUUCUGGAGAAUGUGCUCUCAGUGGCUCUGGCGAUUCUUGUGGCCUUCCUAGGUUCUGUGCUGCUAGUUAAUGGGUUCUUCACUGACAUUUGGGUCUUUCAGUUCUGCCUCGUUAUUGCCAGUUGCCAGUACUCAUUGCUGAAGAGUGUCCAACCCGACUCUUCAUCACCGCGACAUGGUCAUAAUCGAAUCAUCGCUUACAGCAGGCCUGUGUAUUUCUGUCUGUGCUGUGGGCUGAUUUGGCUGUUGCACUAUGGGAGUGUAAACAGCAGUUCCACUACAGUGUCUCUGUAUGGAGUCGCUCUCACCAGCUCCGUCCUGCUGUCUCAGGCGCGGGAUCUCCUCAUUGUUUUCACCCUGUGCUUUCCCAUCAUCUUCUUCGUUGGGCUGCUCCCUCAGAUUAACACUUUCGUCAUGUACCUGCUUGAGCAACUUGACAUUCAUGUCUUCGGAGGAAAUGCAUGCACCAGUCUGCUUUCAGCUCUCUAUAGUGUUGUGCGCAGCAUCAUCACCAUAGCGAUGCUCUAUGGGUUCUGCUAUGGCGCCUUAAAGGACUCGUGGGAUCCUCAGCACAUUCCUGUGCUUUUCUCAGUGUUUUGUGGGCUGCUGGUUGCUGUUUCAUACCAUCUCAGCCGCCAAAGCAGUGACCCCUCUGAUCUCAUUUCAUUAUUGCAAUCAAAGGUCUUCCCUAAUGUGAAAGAGAAAAAUCCAGAGGAUCCGCUUUCUGAAGUUCAGGAUCCUUUACCUGAGAAACUCCGCAGCUCUGUGAAUGAGAGACUACAGUCAGAUGUGAUUGUGUGUGUUGUCAUUGCUGUCCUGUAUUUUGCCAUUCAUGUCAGCACUGUCUUCAUUGCCUUACAGCCUUUUUUGAGCUAUGUUCUGUACGGUCUAGUCGGGGCAGUAGGGCUGUUGACUCACUACCUGUUGCCCCAGAUGAGGAAGCAGUUACCCUGGUACUGUUUCUCACACCCGCUGCUCAAAACCAGAGAGUAUUAUCAGUUUGAGAUCCGGGGUGCCGCCCAUGUCAUGUGGUUUGAGCGUACACAUGUGUGGCUGCUGUUUGUGGAGAAAAACAUCCUCUAUCCACUCGUUGUGCUUAAUGAGCUGAGUGGCAGCGCACAGGAGCUCGCCAGCCCCAGGAAACUCAACACAGAGGUCGGAGCUCUAGUGAUAACUAUCGCUGGGCUGAAGCUACUGCGUUCUUCCUUCAGUAAUCCAACAUAUCAAUAUGUCACUGUCCUCUUCACGGUCCUGUUCUUCACAUUUGAUUACCGGCAGUUUUCUGAGACAUUGCUGCUGGAUCUUUUCGUUAUGUCCAUCAUUUUCAGCAAGGUCAGCCCUCAUUCCUGUAGCAUCAGUUCUUGUCUUGACCUUUUACUCUUUCAGGGGUGCAGCUUAUGUCUGGAUUGCAAAGCCCUGGAGGGCUACAGCAUCACCGAUAACAGUGCCGCGUCUAUGCUGCAGGUGUUUGAUCUGCGGCGAAUCCUCACCACCUACUACGUUAAGGGCAUCAUUUACUAUGUCAUUGCAUCUCCUAAACUGGAGGAGUGGCUGGCGAACGAAGCCCUUCUUGAGGGCUUGAAGAACUGCGGAGAGCGAAACUAUGUUGACCUAGAUCCGACUUUUAACCCCAAUAUUGAUGAAGACUAUGACCACAGACUGGCUGGAAUCUCCAGAGACAGUUUCUGCUCUGUCUACCUCAGCUGGAUCCAGUACUGCAACUCACAGAGAGAGAAGCCACUGGACAGUGAGAAAGACUCUGCGUUGGUUUUGCUGUGUUAUGGUCUGUGUGUUUUGGGAAGAAGAGCUCUGGGAACUGCAUCUCACCAUAUGUCCAGUAAUCUGGAGUCUUUCCUGUAUGGGCUGCAUGCCUUGUUUAAGGGAGAUUUCCGGAUCUCAUCUGUAAGAGACGAAUGGAUCUUUACUGACAUGGAACUGCUGAGGAAGGUUGUUGUCCCUGGAAUUCGCAUGUCUCUUAAACUGCACCAGGAUCACUUCACCUCCCCUGAUGAGUAUGAGGAAUCAUCGGUGUUGUUUGAGGCGAUUUCUUCACACGAGCAGACACUGGUGAUAGCUCACGAGGGCGACCCAGCCUGGCGCAGCGCUGUCCUGUCCAACUCUCCCUCUCUGCUCGCCCUCAGACACGUGUUGGACGAAGGGACCAAUGAAUACAAGAUCAUCAUGCUUAACAGACGCUACCUGAGCUUCAGGGUCAUAAAGGUGAAUAAGGAGUGUGUGCGCGGCCUGUGGGCGGGACAGCAACAGGAAUUGGUGUUUUUGCGGAACCGAAACCCGGAGCGUGGAAGUAUCCAGAAUGCCAAGCAAGCACUACGCAAUAUGAUCAACUCUUCAUGCGACCAGCCAAUCGGAUAUCCCAUCUAUGUCUCGCCAUUGACAACAUCUUACUGUAAUACACACCCCCAGUUGGGACACAUACUGGGAGGACCGAUCAGCAUCGCCAACAUACGAAACUUUAUCGUCAACACGUGGCACAGACUGCGUAAGGGUUGCGGCGCUGGCUGUAACAGUGGCGGGAAUGUUGAAGAUUGUGAUGCGGGUGGCUUGUCAUGUGGCAGUGGGAAUUCUGGGAAUUCUGGGACAGCAGCGAGUGAUUCCCAGCACAGCUCAGGACCCACAGUGCUGCACUCUUACACGCCUCAUUCUCUGGGUACGAGUCAGAGUUCUCAGUCAGUGCAGUCUGGUUUGGUUCGUCAGUCUCCUGCUCGUGCGUCUGUCGUCAGUCAGUCGUCCUCGCUCGCCAGCCUGCUGGGAAACGAAGCCUUAGGGCUGGGGACGGACAACCAUCCUCACCCCCACCAUCAUCUUCACUACAUCCACCAUCAUCAUCACAAUCCCUCGCUCUCCUGUCUGAGAAGGGACGACAUCUCCUACAGGGUGCAGAUUGUGGAUGUGAGUCAGGUGUUGGAUGUAAUGAAUCAUCCCAAGAGGAAGGAGCUGGCGUGGCCAGAUGAGAGCAUGAGACUGAGAUCUGGACGCAACUUUUGGAGGGACUGGAGUCCCCUAGAAGGCAUGGAGGGUCACGUGGUUCAUCGUUGGGUGCCUUGCAGUCGUGAUCCGGUUAGUCGGUCUCACAUUGAUAAGACCAUCCUGCUGGUCCAGGUGGAUGAUAAAUUGGUUCCCAUUAUAGAGACGGGAGUGAUUGAACUGGGGGCAGAAGUGUGAGGAUGCACUCGUCUAAUGUCAGGCCAGAGGAAGAAUGAGGCCACACUCACUUCCAGCUGCUGAUCAGGGCGCAGGAAGCCAGGGAAUCUGCAAAUGGAGAACAUACACACUCACACAUGCUGCAAGAAGCACAUUUGCUCAAAUCUGGACAGAAAGCUGCCUUGCUCUGUGUUCCUCAGAUAUGCUGCAUGAGAGAUCAGCUCCUGUAAACUCUUCUCUCUUUCUCUCUCCUUUACGAGCAUCUGCAGUUUCGUUCUGUUUUUUAGGUUCUAUGCAUCUCAUCAGCUGUCUGUAAACACAUGCAAACUCACAGGGAACACUACAACCGAGCUUGAUGUACACGCAGAGAAGAGUUUUUUAUUACAGCUAUAGUUAAGUUUUAUUUUGUAUUUCUGCCAAAUUAAGUCAGGUGCACAGUGCUGCCCUGGACAUGCAGUGAAUCAUGUGACAGACUGUGUUUUACUAGCUGCCAAGACAGAUGAUCACGGUGAGGAUGAUGAUGAUGAUAAAAAGGAAGCAGGUGCUUCUGAUACAGAGCAUCCUUACUCUUCGUCCUCGUUCAUUUUGUUGAGGAUCCAUUUGAUAACAGAGAGGUGUUAUGAGAAACUUUAACUUGCACUAUGAUUUGUUUUGUUUUUGAUUUGCAGCUGUGCACUACUUUCUAAGAUCAGACAUUAUUUAUUCCUUCACGGUUUGAAUCGCCAUGGUUACCGAUGCCUUUGGAAUGCAAAAUGCGAAAUCAUUGACAUAUUCGUUUCUGCCGUUUUGACAGUUUUUCUUUAGCUUGAGGACCGAAGUGGUUUUUUUAACCACAUGUAGUUAUGUAUGAAUAUAUAAAUGUGUCUGUAAAAA
This is a messenger RNA of Sinocyclocheilus rhinocerous, 7099 nucleotides long. Its product is annotated as pecanex-like protein 1. The coding region runs from base 128 to 6247 and encodes 2039 amino acids. Lineage: Eukaryota; Metazoa; Chordata; Actinopteri; Cypriniformes; Cyprinidae. Gene Ontology annotation, cellular component: membrane. The transcript has 32 exons. The record is from RefSeq and is a predicted model, not a curated record.